AUGUCUGAUCUUAGAAAAAUUGCAUUAUCAAAUACUAAUCUUAAAAGUAUGAAUAAUUCUCCACCUAAUUCAGGUACAUCAACUCCAUUAAAAGGAAAAAUGGAAAAAACAGAUUCAGUUUUAAAUUUAACAAAACCAGAACUAUUUGGUUUAUAUAAAAAUGAUUCAUAUGUUGAUUUAAAUAAAGAUUUUAAUGAGACUUCUGAAUCAGAUAUAAAUAUUUUAUUAAAAGCUCAAAGUAAUGAUUCCACUUUAACUCCAAUUACUUCAAAUACAAAUGAAUCAACUUAUAAUAUACCAUUACCUGCAAAAUUAGUGAUUUUAUCAAGUUCAGCAUAUAUUUAUAAUGAAAUUAUAAAACAUAUUAAUUAUAAUCAUUUUAAUGAAAAUCAAUUAGUUAAUUUUCCAUUAACUAUAACUCAUGUAUUUCUUUAUGCAUUUGUUUCAAAAUUUAAAAUUGGUAAUUAUAUAAAUAUAAAUGGUGAUAUUUUAAAAGUUUUUGAUAAUAUUUUUGCAUUAACUUUACAAGGUUUAUUAAUGGCUUCAUUACAUCCAAUAUUUGAUAGAAUUUUACCUAAUUUUUUUACAAGAAGAUUAUUAUCAUCAAAUCCAAAUAAUCAAUCACCUUCAUCAUCAGUGAAUCAAUCAAAUUUUUUUAAUGAUUUAAUUAGAUCAUGUAUUACCUUUUUAGGUAUAAGUUAUGCAAUUAGAAAAAUUGAAUGGAGUAGUUUUUUACAAGUUUCAAUUAUAUGGUCGUUAAUUAAUCCAGGUUUAUGGUUAUUAUUGGAUGGAACAAUUUCAGGAUUUUUAUCUUCAUUAUUAGUUUCAACUUUAGCUUGUGUUAGUAUAUAUACACAAAAUUAUCAAUUUAUAAAUCAAUAUUCAAAAACUUCAGAUGAUAUUAUUGCUUUAUGGUUAUGGAUUGGAUCAUUUUUCUUUUGUGGGAUCAUUAUAUUUGGUAAAAUUGGUAGAGGAAUAUUCGGUCCAAACUAA
Messenger RNA from Lodderomyces pseudojiufengensis, 993 nucleotides. RefSeq lists its product as uncharacterized. Gene Ontology annotation, cellular component: endoplasmic reticulum. NCBI's taxonomy places the organism in Eukaryota, Fungi, Ascomycota, Pichiomycetes, Serinales, Debaryomycetaceae. The coding region runs from base 1 to 993 and encodes 330 amino acids. Gene Ontology annotation, biological process: sterol biosynthetic process. The transcript has a single exon. The record is from RefSeq and is a predicted model, not a curated record.